This is a messenger RNA of Mugil cephalus (flathead mullet), 3438 nucleotides long. RefSeq names its product transmembrane and coiled-coil domain protein 3-like. Bases 179 to 1657 code for a protein of 492 amino acids. Gene Ontology annotation, cellular component: endomembrane system. The transcript is spliced from 4 exons. NCBI's taxonomy places the organism in Eukaryota, Metazoa, Chordata, Actinopteri, Mugiliformes, Mugilidae. The record is from RefSeq and is a predicted model, not a curated record.
UCAGUAAGUGCGUUCAAGGGUGUGUGUAUGUGUGAGGGAGAGAGACAGAGAGAGAGGGAGAGGUGGGUGAGAAAACGGGGCUAAUCAUGGAUACGAGUUUAGGCGUGAGUUGUAAACUAGUCCCGGCAGAGGAGUGAAGACCCAGCAGCUCCGGAGCGGCCGCAGACACGACACUAUUAUGCCCAGCGCAAACGUGUCCGUGCGAACUUUGUCUGAAGUAGAGAAAUACCUCAGCUCGCGGAUGGACCGGAGUACCGAUGGCAGUUCUCUGAGCAUCGCUGCUUCGAUGCGUCGAGGCUCUUCAGACAACAACCUGGAUCUGGACCUGAGUGAUGGAGGUCCAGGCUCUACUCUUGGGGUCGAGCUCCAUCGCAGCCGUUCCUGCUUGGACAGCCUCCAGCAGAAGAUACUGAAGGUCACAGAACAGCUGAAGAUCGAGCAAACGGUACGAGAUGAGAACCUGGCAGAAUAUCUGAAGCUCAUGGACAGCGCGGACAAGCAGCAAAUCGGGCGAAUCAAACAGGUGUUCGAGAAGAAGAACCAGAAGUCCGCUCAGAACAUAUCCCAGAUGCAAAAGAAGCUGGAGCAGUACCACAAAAAGAUGAAAGACAAUGAAAUCCUUCACAGCCCGUCGCCUCGCCCGUCCAGCGUCAAACACAGCACCAUACCCAGGGAGUCAACCAGAGAGCUGCUGAGGGACAUGACGGGCAGCGGCAGACACCCGACCAUGGACAAGAUCAAAACCAUCGGACCAGGUGUUUCACUCUCUCCACCUUUCUUCUUCAGCAAGCCCAGAGAGUUCGCAAACCUCAUCAGGAACAAGUUUGGGAGCGCUGACAACAUCGCCCACAUGAAGACCACUCUGGAUGCCUCGUCUCCAUUACCCACUGAGGGCACAGGAAAGAGUCUGAGCAGCAGCACCUCUCUGGUGGGCAAGCCCAAGUACCCCAGUGAUGACGAGUGCUCCUCAGGUAGUGCUUCUAUUUCAGCAGACAGUAACGGGCACCCAGCAGGGGGUGGAGCGUCUGGGGGUCAAGUGCAAGGCCUGGAGCAGUCCGGGGGGGAAAGUCAGAGCAGACUGGCUAUGAGCCUGGAGGAGGUGCGAGAGAUCAAAGAAGCUCAGAGCCAGCUGGAGGAGGAUAUAGAGGAGUUCAAGGGGCAGUUCAAGAAAGAGUACAGCAUCAUCAACCAAUCACUGCAGGAGGAGAGAUACAGGUACGAGCGUUUGGAGGACCAACUGAACGACCUGACAGAACUACACCAGCAUGAGAUGGCAAAUCUGAAACAGGAACUGGCCAGCAUCGAGGAGAGGGUAGCCUACCAGGCCCAGGAAAGAGCCAGAGACAUACAGGAAGCCCUCGAGUCAUGCCAGACCCGCGUUUCCAAGCUGGAGCUCCAGCAGCAGCAGCAGCAGCAGACGGUCCAGCUUGAGAGCCGUGACGCCCGAGUCUUGCUCGGGAAGACCAUCAACAUCAUGCUGGCCAUCAUUACUGUCAUCCUCGUGUGUGUCUCCACUGCUGCCAAGUUUGCCGCUCCGCUGAUGAGGAGCCGGUAUCAUGUGGUAGCCACCCUCCUGGGAGUUUGUUGUUUGACCAUAUUCUGGAAGAACUGGGACCGUUUACAGUAUUCCAUAGACAGGCUGCUAGUGCCUGCUUAACAGCCAAGAGAACACACUGACGAUACCAUAAACAUGGAUGCUGUCGCUGUCAGGUGACAGGAUAGGACUGUCUAAGAGGAUUGGUUGUACAAUCGUCAGAAGACACGAUCCCGUGCAUUUACAGAGGUCACUUUGUUUUUGUUAAGUCAGGCUGAAAUUGAAGUUUGUUGAUUUUCUCGUCUAGAACUUGAAUGUGUGUAGCUAACAACGUCGUGUAACCUUUCAAAUUAUAUUUAUAUAACAGUAAAUUUCGCUACUUCCUCAGCAGUGGCAAUGGAGCCAUCAGAGACAUAAAGGACAAUACAAAGAACAAGAAGGAUGAAGAAAAGUAUAAGCGCCGUUUAAGGAAAAAUAAUUCAUAGGGUGUGAGGUAAGAACUGGCAAAUUAUCACCCUGUCGCAUUUUGUAUCACUCAGACAUAUCUCCAACUGCAAGCAUGCACGUGUGCAUGGACAAGACCUCAGUCUUAGCAUCUUGUUGGCCACGACCAUGAAGUGCUAAUGUCAUCCUUAAAGGAAUAGUCUGACGAUUGGGGAAAUACAGUUAUUUUCUUCUCUGCUGAGAGCUGGAUGAUCACAUAUCUGUCCAAGCGACUUCCUGCAGCCCUUUACCUGAGCUCAGCUUAGAAUAAAACCGUAGCAUAUAGGUUUAAUGGAUUUUGGUGUAGGUAGGCAGAGGUAUUUACUUUAGGACAGAGCUUGGUUUUCACUUUCUUUCAAGUGCUUUUUUAUACUACGCUAUCAGGCCUCUGGUAUCAUGAAGUCAAAUAAGUGUAUAUUCCCCACUGCUGAAAUAUCCUUUGAAUGGAGAAUGCACCGACUAAAGGGUAUCCUAUUUUUCUUUUAUGUUCUUCUUUUACUACUCAUUGCCUUGUCCGUCCUGCGUGUUCAGUCAUCUCUUACAGAAACCGUUCUUAAUGUUUAUAGUGCAAUAUACUUGAUUUCUAGGCGCACUGUUUUUAAAAUGUUUUUUUUUUUUUUAGAAAUGAGUGUUUUACGUCCAUGUUUAAGCGGAGUGACGGGCUGUUGGUGCUGGAGGGGGUGGGGGGUGGGUGGGGGGGGGGGUGAGGAAAUGUUAUUAAUGUUGGCACGGGAGAUCCACAACCACUGAAGCCACUGCUGGGCUCUGAUAAGACCAGCUGUCUCCCCUCUCAAGGGCCAAAAAUCAAUCCAACUGCAUUACUGUGCUAGUAGCACGGUAGUAUCAGCACACGCCAGCCCCCGCGCACAAACAGCUGAAAAACAGCCAGUCACUUGGCUCUCUAUACAUAAAUGUCUUAUGGUUUUUGACCAGAUUCACGCUGGUCUUUUACUAAUAAUGUGAUGGAGAGGCGAUGAGUUAUACUGUGAUUUAAGGUAAAAAUGCAAUUUCCUUUUUCAAAAAGGAGCAACAAGCAGCCUUCAGUGCUCCGCUGAUAGCAGAGGAGCAUAUUACAGGCUCUCUGUGAUGAACUACGAGCCCAUUUCUUUGGACUGACUAAUGUGUUAUUUCAUGUUUUUCCCAUGAACUUUCCCUGUGAGGGUUUCACACGAAGCAACGGACCACUUUUAAUGUUUGUCUGCCAUAAUAACAUGUUUGUGUUGUUUGUCUGUCUGUUUCACUGACUGCAUCUUUUUGUUGUUCCCGUUUCGUAUUUGAGGAUGUUUUACAUGCAGAACUACAAACUGGUUUACAUUAUCCUUUCAUCUCUGGUGCACUAUGUGAUCAAUCAGUUGUAUUUUCAUGCAUUACGUGCCUUUGUCUGACAAUUGCUGUUAAAUUAAACAAACCUUUUUAAUCAA